GCUUCUCUUCUCCUGACCCGCAUUCACCCGUACUGUACACAGGCAGGCAGGGGGGGGAGGAGGAGGAGGAGGAGGACCGAGCACACAGCACAGCACAGCUAAUAAACGCUGUAGAGUUUCCCCUUUGCUGGUGCUAGACCGUGGUGGCCAUGGCUUUGGCAGUCCCUGACAGACACGGCGCUCCCGUCUCCUCGCACCUGACCGCGGACUGAGAGGGGGGCUACCACCGCGCAGCGUUAGCUUCACCGCUUCCCCGGCUGGCUGGCUGGACUCGGCUUCUAUCUGUAUUUGUUCUGCUUUCUCUUCACGUGUCAACCCCGGCUUGUUCCUUGUUUCCCUUGGCUUUAUGUUGACGGCACAGGAGGCGGUUUUGUAUCACAAGUCGAGCAUUGACUCGGGCUGCGUGAGACGUUAUUCAAGAGGGAAUCGGUGGAAGGAUGAGGGCAACCAUCACCUGCUUCAUUGGUGGACCACCAUCGGGUGUGAUCCUAUGACUCAGCUUGGGCCCGGAGCUGCAGUUGAAGACAUCCAGGGUUAAGACUGGCACAAGAACAUCUAUUUCAACAAAGACGCGCUGCCUGAUGUUAGCGUCACUGAGCGAGACUGGCCGCCAUCUUCACAGCACCAGGUGGAGCCCCUGAAGAAACCUACCUGUACAUGUAAGGAGGCAGAGCCAAGCAUCGACUUUUUCAGAUGGACACUGGGAAACCACCAGCAUUCUUUUUCAAAAGGCAUAAGAUUGAAGACUAUACUCGAGACUGAUACUUUACCUCCCGCCGUCCUCUCCUCUUCCUCCGAUCCAAUCAGAGAAAACCUCCUCUGCUCUCUACCUCCCAGAGAAAUAGUAAAGGAAAAAAGAAAAGAAAAGUGAAAGCAAUUUAUUAUCCGUUAUCAGUUCCUCUUCUCUUUUCGCGCAACAUUUCUCCAUUUACCUCAGGGAUUUUCUCCCACUGCCUACCUCCUCCACAGAAACAGCCAACCCAGUGACUGGAACACAUGAGCAAAAACACACCUGUGACCUCUCGCUGCUGUUACCAUGACAACCUGUAUUGCCUCUGAAGCUCUCCUCACUGCAGCCGUGACUACCAGCAAUGACCUUGGACCUCUUACCACCUGCCAGCUCAGACCUGCUCACUGCCUAAAUUGUACUGAUCCACACUUGUAGCCUGGGCCUCGGGCUAGUUAUUACUGGAAGGAAAAGGGGUCGUAUUGCCAGAAAGCCAGCUACACACUCACAAUAGCCUCACUCUUCUGUACAGUUUACCUGGCAGGGAACCAUAUACCUCAGCAGACUUCUAGAAAGACACUCACUCAAGGAAACUGAAGGGAACUUUUUCCAGCAACAGCAUCCUGGUGCUUCAAUCCACCCAGCAGGUGCUCAGUAACCUGGUGCUCCAAUCUACAACUCACUUCAGCAUCUUCCAUCUGCCUUAGAGGCAGGAGUAUAGCAACAGUAGCCAGGGAGGCCUCCAGAGAAGCAGAGAGAGAGAGACUCAGGAGUACUGCCCGGCAGGCGACUUCAUUUCAUUUGCUUCCCAAGCAAAGUCCCAUCAUACACAGGCCUGGUGAUCUGAGCGGUAGCAUAAAUCAGCAAUUGCCCAAGAGGCCUUUCGGAGAUCACAGAAGCGACUCAGAAGUUCCCCCCCUGCCUUGAGUUUCACCCCAUUGAAGCCUCCAGAGAAGUUAAGCUACCCACGGAGCGGGAGAAGUUCUUUGGAGCCUCGUCAGCUUUUUCUCGCUCUGGAGGCGAGUCACAAAGAAUAAAGAACUCCCUGGCAAGAUUUAAGCAUUAUGAACCCAUAGCAAGUUAGAAGAGUAAACACUGACACCCAUAUUGUGUGUGACAGCAAAGACAAAAAGGAGGGAAACAACAUUAAGAGUAAAGAGAAGAAUGCAGCGCUUUCUGAUGCUUCCACUGAUGUCCCGCCCACCGUGCUCCUCUCAGCCAACCGCUGCCCAGAUUCUCAGAUGGCUGUCUGUUGAAGGGGCCGCCGGCGAAUGCUGAGCAGGCUGGCGAGGUCGAGGUCCGCCUCAUUGUCCUGUGAUUGGCUGCUGGCCGGGACUGAGGCUACAUGGAGCCAAUGUCCAACAAGCAGGAUAGCAACUCGUCAGAGGGAGAUGAGAAAGGGUGGCCAGAUGUGCCAAAGAGAAAGAGUAAGAACAGCCAGUGUUCGGUGAAGAGCGUGUCUGCUCUUAGUGUCUCUGUUCCAGGGUACAUCCCCAGCUACCUGGAGAAGGAUGAGCCGUGCGUUGUGUGCGGGGACAAGGCGACCGGCUACCACUACCGCUGCAUCACCUGCGAGGGUUGCAAGGGUUUCUUCCGCAGGACCAUCCAGAAGAACCUCCAUCCAGCUUACUCCUGUAAAUAUGAAAGCUGCUGCAUCAUCGACAAGAUCACCCGAAACCAGUGUCAGCUGUGCCGCUUUAAGAAGUGCAUCGCUGUGGGCAUGGCCAUGGACUUGGUGUUGGACGAUUCGAAACGCGUGGCCAAGCGGCGUCUGAUCGAGGAGAACCGACAGAAGAGGAAGAGGGAGGAGAUGGUGAAGACGUUACAGACGAGGCCGGAGCCAAACACCGCAGAGUGGGAUCUUAUCAGGAUGGUAACCGAGGCCCACCGGAACACCAACGCCCAGGGCUCCAGCUGGAAACAGAAGCGCAAGUUCCUUCCGGACGAUAUCGGCCAGGGUCCGAUCGUGCCCACCUCCGACGGAGACAAGGUGGACCUGGAAGCCUUCAGCGAGUUCACCAAGAUCAUGACCCCCGCCAUCACGCGCGUCGUCGACUUUGCCAAGAAAUUGCCCAUGUUUGCAGAGCUGCCUUGUGAAGACCAGAUCAUCUUGUUGAAAGGCUGCUGCAUGGAGAUCAUGUCGCUGCGCGCCGCCGUACGCUACGAUCCAGAGAGCGAGACGCUGACGCUAAACGGCGAGAUGGCGGUGAAGCGCGAGCAGCUGAAGAACGGUGGGUUGGGCGUGGUGUCGGACGCCAUCUUCGAUUUGGGCAAGAGCCUGGCUCAGUUCAACCUUGAUGACUCGGAGGUGGCUUUGAUGCAGGCAGUGCUGCUCAUGAGCUCAGACCGCUCAGGGCUGACCAGCAUGGAGAAGAUCGAGCAGUGCCAAGAGGCCUACCUGCUGGCGUUCGAGCACUACAUCAACAGCCGCAAGCACAACAUUCCCCACUUCUGGCCCAAGCUGCUGAUGAAGGUGACGGACCUGCGCAUGAUCGGAGCUUGCCACGCCAGCCGCUUCCUCCAUAUGAAGGUGGAGUGUCCCAACGAACUGUUUCCCCCGCUCUUUCUGGAGGUCUUCGAGGACCAGGACGCGUGACGUUAAGAACGUUGAAACCGCGGCACUCCCACCCCCACCCCUUAAAAGAACCCUGGAACACGGAAAGGAAAGGGAUUUGGGGGUAGCGGAAGAGGAAAGUUGGGGAAAAGAACAAGAGGAGAAUAAAAACUGGAUUUUUUUUUUCUUCUUCUUCAGUGUGAACGUGCCCUGUAAACUUUUUUUUUUGUCCCUUUUUUCCUCAAAGACCCACCGCCUGCCACCAGCAAACACACAUCGACUUCACCAGGGAGAAACACACUGUCAUUCUGAGAGGUACACACACACACAGAGUACAAAGUAUGUUGUAGAUAUUCACAGAUUUAGAUUCCGAACACACUGGAACGUACAGUGCAAACAUAUGCAAACACAAAUAUCUCAUCCGUUAACACCUCUUGCACCUGUAUGGUCAAACAACUGUACUCUGCACCUACACUAAUGCAAACUGAGGGGCUCGGUUAUGUCUCUACUCCCCCCCCACACCCUCCUCGCACCUCAAUAAUCUCUGGGACCUUACCAUUAGCUCCUCAGAUGACCCCCAGCCAUCUCUCGUGCAUCACCUUAACUACAUUACCGUCCUCCGUCUGCCCGCGCAGCCCGUCCCUCAGUCUGCCAAGGCCCCGUGAGUGUUCGUCAACCUACCUCCCCCCACGUACUGACCUCUCCGUCUCUCUCUGUCUCACGUACACACAGAGACACAUGUGCACAAAACACACCCCAACACUCUUACCUCAUAAUGUCGUAACAUGUAUUUCCAUAUUAUUGUGUCUGGGUGGUGGUAGUCUGUUAAGAAAACAUGCAGCCAUGCAGUCUUCUGUCACCCAUGUACCUCUCUGCUAGUGUUAGGAGAAGAUACAGUCGGAACACUUCGUAUGAAGCCCUUAUCUACAAUGUAUUAUUUAUACACACGUACCUGCGUGACACAUUUUAAUGCAUUACAACAGCUGAUAUGUGCAUUACUGUGUCUUAUAACUGCAUUCAUAAGACAGGUAUGAUUAUUAAUAGUUCGGCAUUUUGGGAAAUACACUUAUUUGCUUUCUUGCUGAGAGUUGGAUGAGAAGAUUGAUACCACCAUAGAAAUAGAAUAGGAGUGUAACAUUGACAUUGAACUGUUUUCCGUGGUAAUUUACAAAAGAAAAUGGCAAUUGUUGUUAGUUGUUAUGGUGACAACACCCGUCAGUGGGGCCGUAAUGCAACACUGGUUACAGAAAAUGAGCCGAACAAAGUUGUCACUCAUCUGCCGAUAGCAAUGCGCUUUCCUACGCCGUGACAGUGUGACGAGUGUGUGGAUGAAGCAUUAAGUUGUUUAAUUUGACGUAUUUAGUCUGGAUCUCUCUGCUUCGUAGCGUGAAUUAUAACUCUAAUACUCAUCUUAGUUGAAAACCUCACCUCAGUGAGUCCGCGACUUGCCUUAAGUCGGUUUAGUUUAUACGGAAGUUAGCCCGCUACAAAAGGCGCAAUAGCAACAGUACAAUUAAAAAAUGUCCACCACUCUGACCAACCUGCUACGUUGAUUUGAAUGGGACUUUUCCGUCCUAUUCAAAUUCUAUGGAUACAACCACUCUCAAAAAUACUACACGCCGUGGGUUUACGGGGUGUAGGCUUAUAUGCCGGACUUUGUCCUGGCCAUUACUUGCUAAACUUCAGCAAUUUAAAAUUGCUAUAAUUGAUAUUUUUCUGUUGACAAUAGAUUCAUAUCAACACCUCAUGUAAAAUGGGUAGAGACUACUUCUAAGAUAAUAAUUGUAUUGUUAUGAUCCAUUAUAAGCUAAAUAAAGUGUAUUGUAGCUAUAGGCUGCAUAGGAAGUGUUUCCACUACCUUUAUUGUACAGUGUCCUCACUGUAUUUUAGAAAAAUAGUUAGGUUACAGAUUUAAGUAAUUAUAAGACAUUUUUUAAAUCACAAUACGUGACUUUGAAAAACUACAUCAUGUUACAUUAACACUGACAAGUAAUCUAGAGUUCUCACAUACAGUAUAUGAAUAUAUAUAAUAUAUAUUGCUAGAAUACCUCUCCGACACAUACCUCCUGUUUUCAUUACCUCACACACUCAUGCAUAUUACAUCCGGUUGUUUUUUUUAAUGCAUUACCUCAGUUGUUUUAUUACUCAUCUCUUCUUUAUCCUCAAUAACCACUGUGGCUGCACCACACUUCUUGUCUCCGUGUUUGUAUGUGAGUACGUGUUCUCAUCGGAGCCCCGUCCUGUUAAAUCACACCGUAGCCCCGCCUCCUCACCUUCCGCCGUCUUGUGAUAGGUUCAGCGCUGUCAGAUGGUGGUGAGGGGAGGCCUCUCCUGUCACCUUUACCUGUUUCAAAUCCCGCCUGAAACCGACAGAUUCUACCUCACCUCUCAUCUCAGUGCAGCUGCCCCUCUGUCUGCAACACACUGACAUGCACGCACACAUAUAUAAAUAUAGAUAUAUAGAUAUAUAUGUACACAUGGUGCACAAAUGAGUUGCCAACAUGUACCCGUUGAUUGUGCCGACAGUGUACAGCAGGUCUUUCAAACGGGCCGUGGAUCAACACGUGACAGCUGACAUGGCAGACUGUGUCAUUUUCUCAACCAUUUUUUUCAUUUUUAUCACACACCACGAGGGACCAACAGUCACUUUGGAUUUUUAUUUUAGGAACCCGAAAUACCACCGAGGGCGGGGGUGAAUUUGUGACAUCACAGUGUGCCGUUUGAACUUAAAGGAAACUGUCAGGGGACAGCUGGAAGCUGGGACUCCAGUGGAAGCCAUUUUGGCCCGAUUGGGUCAGGCCAACGGACUAUUGUGGGUGGUGACUGGGAGAUGAAUAAACAGCAAGUGAGUCAGCAGUAUUCGCCUGUGGAUAUGGUUUCAUCCCGGGCGAGGGGAGGGAAAACGGCGAGCGAGCAACUGUGGCGGGUAUAGUGUUGUGACUCAGGCCAAGCCAACACAAAAAAAAAA
This is a messenger RNA of Sebastes umbrosus (honeycomb rockfish), 6249 nucleotides long. Its product is annotated as thyroid hormone receptor alpha. Lineage: Eukaryota; Metazoa; Chordata; Actinopteri; Perciformes; Sebastidae. Gene Ontology annotation, biological process: negative regulation of transcription by RNA polymerase II; cell differentiation; positive regulation of transcription by RNA polymerase II. The record is from RefSeq and is a predicted model, not a curated record. Gene Ontology annotation, molecular function: zinc ion binding; nuclear receptor activity; RNA polymerase II cis-regulatory region sequence-specific DNA binding. The transcript has 13 exons. Bases 2073 to 3323 code for a protein of 416 amino acids.